UUUUUCUCCCUCAAUUUAACGUAUUCUGCUGCCUUUGAACUCCUCAGACAAACAUCGACGAGGCAUGUCGCACUGGAUGGGGAGGAAAUUCGAUCGCCACCAAAUCCUUCGGGAGAAGGACCCAUGGCAAGUGGCUAGGAAAGUCUUUGAUGUGGCUCUAGAGUUUGCGCUCCUAGGUUACGUGGACACUGCAACCGAUCUCUUCAACCUCUUUGAAAGCUUCAGUCAGGGUUGCAAAUCAUCGUGGAGCCCCGCUUUGUACUUCGCCUGGGACGCAACAGGCUUAUGGCCCGACUCAAUCCCAGCCAGUGAACGUACCAAGGAUGCCUUAUCGAAACUGGAGACCGAGCGAAUUCUCUGGAAACGAGAGACAAAUGCGACUAAGGAGGGAUUGGACAAGCUCGUUGCGACGGCAACCGGAGAGGGCAAGACUGAUGAAUGGGGGGACGCACAAAUUCGACCGGAUGACCUUACAGCCGCAAUCGACCUCGCACUCUUCAUGGGUGAGAAAGAUAAGGCGGAGGAAAUCUUGCAGGUAUUCGCGGAGAAUUUCAACGUGACUUGGAUAGAUCUCUCAAAGUCACGAGGGGUGUGGCAGCUACUGAAGGACAAAGCGCUGGCAAAGGCGAUUGGAGUGGACGAAGAGAAGAUGGAUGCUUUCCAAGAGGAAGUACUAGAGACUUUCACGGAACGCCUUGAGAAGGGCGCCGCAAGGGUAUUUCGCGAUCUACCUAUGAAGACCCUCGUCAAUAUGUGCAACGAGAACACUCUGAAGAACGCGGUAUGGGAGGAGAUGGAUGGCGACCCCGACGAUCCCCCCGAGACGAUUCUUCACGACGGAGCAACAGAGGAACAAAUUGCAAGGGUGGAGGCAAAGCUUGGACAUGAUCUGCCUGAUGAUUUUAAGGAAUUUCUCACACUCACCAACGGAAUGGACUCAUACUGGAAUGGCUUCUACGGUGAACCGAAGAUUCAUGGCACCGAAGCGAUUCACGUUUUCGAUGCAAGCGAACAACAAGAAAUCUGGAAUAGCGCUUCGGUUGAGAUUGCAUUCGUUACCAACAUGAGCGUCAAGAUCGAAUGGGCCACGCUGGACCGCGUUAUUCAAAUCAACGACGGGGCGGAGGACUCUAAGUUCGUCUGGCUGGUUGAACCCGAGUACGGGCAAAAGCUUGGCGGAAGCUUUUUCGCGGCAUUUCGGCAGCUUCCGAAAGAGGAGCAAGAGCAUGUCAGUAAGCUACUUGGGUAUUUCCACGCCGGUAAGGAUAAUUCUCAGUCGGUUGGCUGGCAGGUUUGCGUAUGGUGCCCGCGGACGCUGGACCUGGUGACGUAUCACUCCUGGAGGGAGUACCUCGAGCUUCUGGCGGGCGAUACGGCGAAAGAAGAUAUACUUGAUGAGGAAGAUGAGGAGGGGCGCUUGCUGCAUAGCCAUGAUAUCUUCGCAUAUCAACUGCGGAGAUGCGGAAUGUAGUUGUCCAUGUCGAGUACGGCGUAUUAGAAUCAAGGGCGGCUAUUUGCGGAAUACCCAC
Molecule: messenger RNA, 1529 nt
Organism: Lindgomyces ingoldianus
Lineage: Eukaryota; Fungi; Ascomycota; Dothideomycetes; Pleosporales; Lindgomycetaceae
Exons: 1
Coding region: 65-1471 (468 amino acids)
Source: RefSeq, a predicted model, not a curated record